AUGACAAGACGAGACCCCACGCAAAUUAGACAUUCACACGCGAGUGUAUAUCUGUGUCACUGUGUCAGUGUAGCCUCACCACGCCUUCACAAGUGUGCAUCUGAGUACGUGUGUCACUGUAAGCCCACUCCAGCAGUUAUCCAGUUCAUUCGACAGUUCCAGGAACCAACAGUUGCCAGUUCAUUCGACAGUUCCAGGAACCAGCAGUUGUCCAGUUCAUUAGACAGUUCCAGGAACCAACAGUUAUCCAGUUCAUUCGACAGUUCCAGGAACCAGCAGUUGUCCAGUUCAUUCGACAGUUCCAGAAACCAACAGUUAUCCAGUUUAUUCGACAGUUCCAGGAACCAACAGUUAUCCAGUUUAUUCGACAGUUCCAGGAACCAGCAGUUGUCCAGUUCAUUCGACAGUUCCAGGAACCAGCAGUUGUCCAGUUCAUUCGACAGUUCCAGGAACCAGCAGUUGUCCAGUUCAUUCGACAGUUCCAGGAACCAACAGUUGUCCAGUUCAUUUGACAGUUCCAGGAACCAACAGUUAUCCAGUUUAUUCGACAGUUCCAGGAACCAGCAGUUGUCCAGUUCAUUCGACAGUUCCAGGAACCAGCAGUUGUCCAGUUCAUUCGACAGUUCCAGGAACCAACAGUUGUCCAGUUCAUUCGACAGUUCCAGGAACCAACAGUUAUCCAGUUCACUCGACAGUUCCAGGAACCAGCAGUUAUCCAGUACAGUCGACAGUUCCAGGAACCAACAGUUGUCCAGUUCAUUCGACAGAGCAGUAGAGUAG
This is a messenger RNA of Macrobrachium nipponense, 780 nucleotides long. RefSeq lists its product as uncharacterized. The record is from RefSeq and is a predicted model, not a curated record. The transcript is spliced from 2 exons. Bases 1 to 780 code for a protein of 259 amino acids. NCBI's taxonomy places the organism in Eukaryota, Metazoa, Arthropoda, Malacostraca, Decapoda, Palaemonidae.